Messenger RNA from Podarcis muralis (Common wall lizard), 4937 nucleotides. Lineage: Eukaryota; Metazoa; Chordata; Lepidosauria; Squamata; Lacertidae. The record is from RefSeq and is a predicted model, not a curated record.
AACCCAACACCCCCCACUUCCUUCUUCUCUCCCCCCCCACCUCCCCCCCCAAAACCGGUGUAUGUUUGGCGAAGCAAGAGGAUUGACAAUCUGGUCCUUCAAAGUUUCCUGCCUCAGAUUUGCCCGGAAUAUGUCUCUGACCAACACAAAGACCGGCUUUUCUGUAAAGGACAUCUUGGACUUGCCUGACACCAAUGACGAAGACGGAUCUAUCGCGGAAGGGGGCGACGAAGAGGCGGAGGGGCCGGAACCCCCCAAAAAGCCCGGGGUUUUGGGGACAACCGCCUUGGACACUGUUCAGACGCUACCUCUGAAGAACCCCUUUUACGACAAUACCGAUAAUCCCUACACGCGUUGGCUCGCCACCACCGAGAGCAUCCAGUAUUCCUUGCACGGCUUGGCAUCCAGCAACUCCCAACAGGACUCGGCGUCCAAAUCUCCGGAGCCUUCGGCGGACGAGUCUCCGGACAACGACAAGGAAACUUCGAGCAACGGCGACUCCGGCAAGAAACGGAAACGGCGGGUGCUUUUCUCCAAGGCGCAGACUUACGAGCUGGAGAGGCGCUUCAGGCAGCAGCGGUACCUGUCGGCGCCCGAGAGGGAGCACCUGGCCAGCCUGAUCCGCCUCACCCCGACGCAGGUGAAGAUCUGGUUCCAGAACCAUCGCUACAAGAUGAAGCGGGCCCGGGCCGAGAAAGGACCGAUCACCGUGCGAUUACUUGGAGGAGGUGGAGAGGAGAAGGCAGAAAGGAGGGGAGGAAAGCAAACUCUCGAUUGGUGGCAGCAGGUUGGAGACCUCACCCGACCCCCCCCCCCCGCUCCAGCCUCCACCCGCCACCCCGAACUUCCUGCGCGGGGCCCAGCUCAAGAAGCGCGCGCGCGGAGCGAUGUAGCAGCAGAUACUCGUGAAGUGUUGGUGUGUAUUAGAUAUUGUAUUGAGCAAUAUUUCAGGAAAUAUGUACUUGUGGCGUCCUGAGAGCGACACUCUUGCUCUGUCGAUAAAUCAACUCGCUUUAUCCCAGCAUCUGCAAAUAAACUCUCUCUCAUCUCCCCCAUCAAAAGAAAACAAUUUAGUUUUAUUGCUUUAUUUCUCUCCUUCCCUCCCUCCCUCCCUCCCCCCCUCUCUUCCUCUUGGAGGCCUUCUUCGAUUAUAAACGCUGUUAUUAAUAAAGCUAGCUAGGCGAGCUUUAAUCGCUUACAAUCGGGCGAGGAGGAGGCGGGGGAGCAGCGGGGGAGGAACAGGCGUCAGGCCCCGGACGAGUCUCUCUCUUUUACUGACACGCUUUCGCCACAAGGGGUCACUAGAGCCCUUCAUUUCUGCACCGUUGACUCUCCACCCCCGCUGGAAAUCCAGAGCGGGCAUAGAUGUACCUUUAGGAUUUAAAAUGUUGAUCACAGGGGAUGGAUAGAAAGAGUUUGUUAUUUUAUUUAUUUCAGCACUGCCGAAGUUGGUGUCCGAAGUUUCUAAGCGCCCGGGACGUGCUAUGUCUGAAUCCAACUAUUUUAUUUGGGAUAACAAUGGUGCAGCGACUCAAAAGUAUAAUCUUCAUUUUCUGAUCUGUUAUCUGCUCCGGGGCGUAGCCAGGAUUUAUUUUUGGGGUGGCAGGCUUUAGGGGGAGGCAGAACCAAGUUAUCUGCAAUGCAACUGGUUAGUUAAGUAUUGUUUUAUUUAUUUGCUUAAUCUAGGCCUGCCUCCUCCUGACUACGCCCAUGUAUCUGCUCCUGUCAAAUAAGAGGGCGGCUGCUUUUUUGUUUCACUCCGUGCAAUUCCGGAAUAAAAUAAAAUAAAAACGCUGCAAUGGGGUUGUCAACUUCCUUCGCCACAAAGCAAACGAAAUACGUUCUUCACUUUAAUUCACAAGCAAGCAUAAUAGUCCGCCCAUGGCUUGAGGGGAGCUCACUGUCCAUUAUCUGACCCUCUGGCGAAGCAGGGCCAGAACGUGGCUUGGCUGGAAAGCGAAACAUCGUCACUCGGUGAUGAAAUUCUAUCUAUUCACAUAGAAUGACCAGACCACUUGCCUGCUUUGGGGAGCAGGCAGCUGGAAUUCACAUUGAAUGCCAAGGGUCAGUUUUAAUUUUGGUUGUGUGCAGGGCAGUCAGGCAGCUUCAGUCUCUAAACGUAAUUGUCUUAUGGAGGUGGGUGCUCUUUAGAUGAUAAUGUGUCUUACUGCACUUCAAAAUGUGAUAAGCGACAACUGGUGUGAUAAGCGACAGCAUGAGCGGGGUUUUUCAGAUGCUGUUCUUACUUGUGUAGAACUGCAUUCACAAUGCAGGCUAACUUUGGGGAGAAAAGAAUGCUCCAGCAUUGUUUGGAUGAUCCAUUUAACCAAAAGCAUGAAUCUAUGAAAGUGUGGAGCAAUUGGUUGUGUGGAUUAUCUCCAGCAGACUUCAUAGCACACAAACCAGGCAUUUUUUGCUUGUGGUGGUGAACUCACAUCCAGGCUGCACAUAAAGUCAAUGCCUGAAAGAUUUCUGCCUGUGAGCUUCAGUAUGCAGAACUGUCGCAGGUUUCUAAGGGGACUUUGCAGAGUUGUACAUAUAAAAUGAAUCUCAAGGUUGAGAGGACAGCAGAAUCUUGGUGGUGACAGUGGCCCUAGAUGAAGAUGGAGAUAAUUGUUUGAAUCAGAUGCACCCAGUGGGGGUCAUCUGAGCACUGUCAGGCAACAUCCAGGUCUACCUCUGCAGCACAGAUAGUCAUCAUCCAUGCAUUUUAUGUGUAAGAGCCAUUCUACCCACUAAACGGAAUGAUGCAGUAGACUGAGGAGGUGGGAGAUUCUGGAAUGUACCACCUCAGGCCUCAGGAGGGGGGAUCAUGUUUUACAAUGCUCAUCUGUGUUGAAACAAAACCACUCUUAGUACAGCCGUUUCCUUAAGGUGCCAACUUCCUGCAUGCAAAGAGUUUUUUAAUGUGAGGAUUAGGUUUUUUUAAAAUAAAAAAAUGUCAUGCACACACCCCAACUGUAGUCUGAAAUAAUGCAAUCCAGAAUUCUACCACCUCGAUCAAUCUCCUCAUUCUUUGUGAGAACAACUGUGAGCUCUUUUUAAUCAGAAGACUACAAAGGGGCUGUGUGUCAGUUUCUGGGUGAUGCUUGAGUACUGCCCCAUGAACAAGAACAGAUUUAGUUAUUCCAUGAUGUUAUUACUCAGGGUUAAUAGAUGGAACAGUGAUUAAUAUAUUCCCAAGUGGUCAGGGGAGAGUAGGAGUAACUGCCUUUCCAUCUCUCAUUAAGACCACCUAACUUUGAAUUAAUGUCCUUUCUCAUUUAUAAAGCAAGAAGUCCCCAGAACAAACAUUAUUAAUUUGAGUAGAGAGAUUAUCAUAGAAAGCUGGUCUCUUUUUUCUUUUUUCUUUGUGUUGCCCCUGUAGCAGCAAUCCUGUUCAGGAUUCCAGCCAACAAGAUAAACCCUUUUCUCAAAUACUCCAUUCCAUCCUCCUCCUCCUCCACCAUUCUAACUGCCAGCAUUUCAUGCCCACUGAGCAUGCACAAUGAAUUUCCCCUGAGUAUGCUGAUGCUGUGGAUCUCCUUGGGGAUUUUGCCCAUUUUGAUUGCAUAAGGAUCCACAUUCAAAUAAUGGUGUUAGCCUGCCUCUCCACCUUGCAAAACUGUAGUAAGGGUUACUGAGAUACACAUGCGAGGCCUAGAAUGUUCUAUGUGCUACCAAUGCUUAGCAUGGGUCUAAGAAUAAAGGAACAGGUUGUCUCCUUGCACCCCACUUGUAUAACAGAAUACACUAACUUCUCUCUCUUAAAAAUGCCAAUUCCCCUCUUGUUCUGAAUCAAGAAGUCUGAUGCAUGAGCCUGUGGCUUUGUUUUUAUCUGUUAAAAUGAUCUGAAAGGGGGAAAGGGAGCAAAACUGUAACCAACCACAGAGAGGCGCUAUUGGAUAAGAAGAGGGCAUCAAAAAUAGUGCAGCAUCUGAUCCGAGACAGAUUUUUGUGCCAUUUGGUAUCCUAUGUGAAAUGAAGUUGUAUUAUCCAGGGGUAUACCAGGGGUUUUGAAUGACCUGUGGGCAAAGAUUGCUUGAGUUGCCUCAGAGCCCUUCACCAAAGUGGGAAAAGGCACUGGCUGCUUAAAUGUUGGUUUUAUCAUCUAUGCAUCUGAGAGCAAGAUUUGUCAAUGCCUUUUGCUUAUGCUCAACCUCCCCAGAGAGGAGCCAAAUGUGAGAUGAUACAAUUUCUUUGGAGAAAAACUGAGAUAUGCAUGCAAAAGUGAUCCUACGGUUCAUCCGUCAACAUUCCUACGAAGAGAACCAAUUUCCUCAACAUGGGGAAUGGGACAGGUAAUAUUUUGAAUCCAGAAGGCCCUAGGUCUCAGUUUCUGGUACCUCUGGUUAAAAGGAUUUCAAGUGCCAGGGUUUGGAAAGUCUCAGACCUUGAGACCCAUUUCAACAGAUGGGCCAGUGAUCUAACUGAACUUCAAAUGCUCAACAGUCUAUUGUCAUCAAAAAGCACAAGGCUCUUGCGUUAAAGUUAGCCCAUAAAUGUUUGUGAGGCUCCUUCAGACGUGCUUGGUCAUCCUUUACUCUGGUGGACCCUGGAAUUGGAUCAAAGCAUCCCUGUGGUGAAAGUCAGAGAAGUUCCUGCAUGUGCCUGGGAUUUGGAGGGGUCACAUGCCCAGAGGGGGGCAAGAGGGAACUUGCUUGCUAUAUGUGAUGGUAUUCCAUGUCUGGCAUUAGAUGACUGAUAGUAUUCAAUGGUAUUUAACAUUUUACAGUUGUUGGCAUUGUUCAGUUUUUGAAAAUUCAUACCCAGCGCCUGCCAAUACCAAAACAGUCCCAGGCUGCCAAUAGGUAAGAUCUUGAAUUCUGAACGGAGAAUUUCACAUUCAUAUUUUUAAUUUGAAUUUAAAUCUGAUGUGUUUCUUUCAAAAUUUAAAUGGGAAAACAACAAUUGUAAUUAUUCAUUCAGCUUCAGGUAUAAGCAAAUCAUUGUCUCUC